UUAAAAUGCCGCUUAACCUGUACUUACCAAUGGACGUACUUGAAAGUAUUCACUGAGUUAUAAAAUGUAUUUUAAGUUAAGAAAGUUUAUCUAUGACAAGCUAAAGCUCAUCAUCUUAAUUGGAUGUCUAACUUUUGGACUUAUUCAGCUGACAUCUUUUCACAGACAUUCGAACUAUAGGAGAAUUAACGUUGAUCCAAGACACCUACCUCGAGAGUUACACAUGGGCUUGUCUAAAGUAGGCGCCUCGUCCCAACACGAAACGGCCCAUCAUGCCGUUGCCAUAGAAACUGAAGCGUACCAUGACAACGCCGAUACGAAAGAAGAUACGAGUGAUGAUUCUGUGAACACCGGAGAUUUUGACACUGACGCCGAUGGUGAAUUUGAGGCACAUGGCGAAUUAGAAGGAUACAAUGCAGUUGACGAUCUUUCAAGAAAAUCUGACACAGUGCUCGAUAAUUCAAUAUCAGGCAAUGAAAAUGUAAGAUCAGAGGAAUCGCUUAUUAGAGAGCACUUUGGAAUAGAUCCGCGACUUGAUGAUGCCUCACUCAAGGCUCUGAUGAAUAUAUGGAACACUAUUGAGCUACAGAUGCUGACAGAAACCAAGAACAUCAGCAACAUUAGAAGGAUUCCAUUUCUCCCGAACUAUAGAAACCCGUGUUGGAUUUCUAGACUUGGUGCUGAAGACCCUUAUCGAUUCGACAGAUUUAUUGUUACGAGGGGAAAACUGGUGGAUAACCUAAAUGCCCUGUGGACGGCUCGUAGAGAGCAGGGUUUGCCAUGGCGACUAAGAUGUUUGCCAUUUUUCUAUAUCAUUGGUACUUCUAAAUGCGCUACAACUGAUCUAUACCGCCGAUUACUGGGCCAUCCCGAUAUCGUCACAGAAGCGAAGGAAUGGCAUUGGUGGAGUGUAAGAAGACCACCAAAAGGAGGUCAUCCAAUGAGCUCAUAUGUUGAUGUAUUUGACGGUGUGUCUGAGACAAUACGGAAAGAGUAUACAGAGAAAGAUGGAUUUCCAUUUCAUAAUAUGAUAACAAUGGAUGGGAGUCCCAGCACCAUCUAUAAUGUAACUGGAGAACCAUGGGGAGAUGAUGGUCCACAAUUUACAAAUGCACAUCACAUCCAUCAUUUCUAUCCAGAAGCUAAAAUAGUUCUCAUAGCCAGAGACCCCGUUGAGAGAUUAUACUCAGAAUACUUAUUUUUUAAAAAGGACCACCCAGAGUCGCUUGAGGAUUUCCACAUGAGAUCUCAAGAAGCCAUCAAUGAGUACCUCAACUGUGUAAAAGACACAGGUUCAGAGAGACACUGUGCAUAUGAAGAUAUCAAUGUUGGAACUAGAAAGUUCCGUUUACAAAUUGGUCUGUAUCAUACGUUCCUACUAGACUGGUACAAGCUGUUUCCCAAAGAGAAUAUUCUAGUAAUACGGACUGAAGAUUUGGCUGACAACACCAACCAGACAAUGAGAGAUGUCUUUCAUUUGACUGGUCUAACGCGCCUGAAUGACAAGCAGCUCGACAGCAUGUAUAGAUCAAAGCAUUAUAAUAUAAGAAGGCCAUAUGGAAGAACUUUCGGUGAUAUGAAACCAGAAACUAGGACAUUAUUAAGAAACUUUUAUACAACAUAUAACCACCGAUUAGCAGAUUUAUUAAAAAAUGAAAAUUUCACUUGGGGAUAUUGACAUUAGUAAUUUUAAAAUUACUAAUUUAUUUCAAAGUAUAUACGGUACAAUACUCAUAUUGAAAGAAAGCAUGAUAUUCUUUAUGACUGUAAAACAGUUUACUUG
Owenia fusiformis is the source of this 1783-nucleotide messenger RNA. Lineage: Eukaryota; Metazoa; Annelida; Polychaeta; Sabellida; Oweniidae. The record is from the annotation of a GenBank genome assembly.